This is a messenger RNA of Symbiodinium pilosum, 1176 nucleotides long. The record is from the annotation of a GenBank genome assembly. Lineage: Eukaryota; Dinophyceae; Suessiales; Symbiodiniaceae.
AUGGGGAAUGCUUCGUGCUGCAAGUCGGACGUAUCGCCAGACGUGCAGGCGACGGUUGACGCCAAGCCUGCCCUGGACAGUUCGCUGAAAUCUUUGCCUGCUGUGGCUGGUGGGAAGACAGACAAGGAGCGGCUCUACAGUAUCAAGCUGGUGAAGUCAGACGGCCUAAAACUUGGCUUGGACGUAGACUACAUGGCAGAGCGCUCCGUGCUGCCGAUCAUGUCAGUGACCGGAGGCGUUGCAGAGAAAUGGAACCAGGAGAACCCAGAUAUUCAAAUUCACAAGGGAGAUAGCAUCGUGGAGGUGAAUGGCACCACCGGUGAUGUCGCACAGAUGCUUGACAAGUGCAAAACUGAUGUAGAGUUGGAGCUGACGUUGUGUCGCUGCUUAAACUACGACCACUUGGUCGCUGACCUCGAAAAGCUGUUCGCGGUCAAGAACUGCGGGCCCAUCAUGAUCCGCCUAUCCUGGCAUGAUGCCGGUGUCUACAAUGGCAUGGACGGAUGCCCAAAUGCAGCAAUGCGCCUGGCUGGCAGUGGAGAACACUCGAUGGCCGCCAAUGCUGGACUGCCACAAGUAGCACUUUCACUUCUCGAGCCAAUCACAGAGAAGUACGUUCCGCGGCUAAUUUCUCAUGCUGACCUCUGGGCAUUGGCUGCCAAUGUAGCCAUCAAGGCUAUGGGAGGGCCAGAAAUUCCGACCCGGUUCGGCCGGAUCGAUGCUAGCCAUGCUUCGGAUGGGGUCCCGUCAGCUGAAGGGCGUCUGCCGGACGGAGACAAGAGCGCGCAGCAUAUCAGGGACAUCUUUGGCCCAAAGGGCUUUGAUGACCGUGACAUGGUGGCACUAUCGGGAGCUCAUACAGUCGGGAUGUGCCAUGGUGACCGCUCUGGAUUUGAGGGUCCAUGGACUGACGACAAGCUUCUUUUUGACAAUUCCUACUUCAAGGACUUGCUCAGGAAGACAUGGGCAAAAGAGACAAACAAGCAUGGAAAAGCCCAGUACAGGUCUGGCGAAGCUAUGAUGCUGACCACAGACAUGGCACUGCUGGAAGAUCCAGCCUUCAAGCCUCAUGUGGAGAGAUAUGCUGCAGACCAGAAGGCUUGGUUUGACGACUUCUCCAAGGCCUGGGUCCGUCUUCAAGAGUUCAAUAGUGGUGAGUUGCGCGACAUUUUGUAA